GCCGUCGCGCGAUGGACCUCCCCGAGGGCAUGGGUGCCUGAUAUCGUGCCGCACCGUCGCGUCCUGGGCCGGCCGGGCCCGAUCUCCAGCCCCCAUCUCUGCGCCCCCCUCUUCCCCCUCGUGCCUCUUCCGCCUGCCGGCCGAGCAUCGCCCUUCCGCCUCUCCUCCUCUCCUUCCGCCACCAUGUCGAAGGCCAAGGCUCGCACCAUCAUCGUGAAGCUCCUCUCCACUGCCGGCACUGGCUUUUUCUACACCGCUCGGCGCCCUCGUAUCGCUGACUACAAGCUGAACUUCGUCAAGUAUGACCCUGUCAUCCGCCAGCGGGUACUCUUCAAGGAGACCAAGAUCAACAAGUAGUUGAUCACAUCUGCUUGGUUCGUCUGUCGAUUCUUUCCGCCAGAGGGACCUCGGGCCCAGCAGCCUCCCCUGUCCUCCUCUCCCCUCCCCCUGAGACCGAAAGUCCGAGGGGGCGACCCAUGCCUGCCCCCUCGCCGGGGGCCAAUCCCAAUGUAUAUAGAAUGAAAAACAGCCAUCA
Molecule: messenger RNA, 535 nt
Organism: Fonticula alba
Lineage: Eukaryota; Rotosphaerida; Fonticulaceae
Product: 50S ribosomal protein L33
Exons: 4
Coding region: 184-357 (57 amino acids)
Biological process (GO): translation
Cellular component (GO): ribosome; large ribosomal subunit
Molecular function (GO): structural constituent of ribosome
Source: RefSeq, a predicted model, not a curated record